AUGGCCACCAACGGAAAUGCAGCGACCAGCCCCGGCCUGGUCGGUACGGAACACAUCGCUGGCAUCCUGGAGAAGAUGCAGCAGACUCAGGCCGAGCUUCUCGCAGCCGUCAAGUCGUCUAUUGCAGUGCCAGCUCCGACCACGGCUUCUGCGCCGGCUUCUGCUCUGAGCCCUGCAGCAUUGUCCGCUCCGGUCACAAUCGCCAACCCAGUGUCGGAACCACCAGUCGAAGCCGACAAUGCUUUGGCCAACAGCCCGAUACUGUCGUCAAGCCCAAAGUCCACCUUCACCUCGAGGAUCGUCUUGACGACGUACCCUAAACAGAUCGGCGUGAACCCGUUUCUCAUGAACUGGGGCGCCGAAGAUCCUACAGAGCGUGGCCCCAUCGUUGUCUCUCGCGCUCCAUCGACGAUCCGCCGGCGAAACGCUCACGGCGGUUCAUACUCGAUCUACUACGCCCUCGCGGUUGCGAGCCAACAAUUGAAUGCCGAGCAUCGUCCCGACUUUACCAACACCGAGCCGGCGGUCAACAUCGGACCAUUCCCUCAAUGGCACGACAAGAAGAAGAUUGUUGCCAUGGAUCCUUGGGGCCACAUACCUCAAACUCUCUUCAAGGAGGUGAUGGACAAAGACAAUGUUGACAUUCGCCCUACAAUUGCAAUCACUAGGGCGCACAUGAGACUUCCAGAACUUGAGGAAAGUGUCCGUAAAGGCAGACUUGUUCCUGAUGGGAAGGUGUGCCUCAAUGACAAGGGCGAGUUGGCAGUGACAAAGUUCGCUGUUGAACCAGUCUGGUAUUUACCAGGAGUUGCUGAGAGAUUUGGCAUUGAUGAGGGCACUCUUCGCCGAUCCCUUUUCGAACAUACAGGCGGCAGCUAUCCCGAGCUCAUCACUCGCGGCGACAUCAAGAUCUUCCUGCCUCCCAUUGGCGGCCUUACUGUUUACUGUUUUGGCGAUCCUGCGAAAAUGUCAGAUGCGAGCGUCCGGCUAGCACUGAGAAUCCACGAUGAGUGCAACGGAAGCGACGUCUUCGGCUCUGAUAUCUGCACAUGCCGGCCGUAUCUAAUUUACGGUAUUGAGGAGGCUGUCAAGGAGGCUCAGAACGGAGGCAGCGGUGUUGUGAUCUACUUCAGAAAGGAGGGGCGUGCCCUUGGUGAAGUAACAAAACGAGGCGAAGACCGCGCGUCCGACUACUUCAAGCGGACUGAGAACAUUGCCGGCGUCAAGGACAUGCGCUUCCAGGCUCUGAUGCCGGACAUUCUGCAUUGGCUUGGUAUCACAAAGAUCGACCGGAUGUUGAGCAUGAGCAACAUGAAAUACGAUGCCAUCGUUGGCCAAGGGAUUCCAAUUCACGAACGUGUCGAGCUUCCCGAGGAAUGGAUUCCAGCGGACUCAAGAGUGGAAAUCGACGCCAAGAUCAAUGCAGGCUACUUUACAAACGGCCACCGCAUGACAACAGAGGAGCUCGAGGCCGUACAAGGCAGAACCUGGGAAGAGUAA
Sporothrix brasiliensis 5110 is the source of this 1500-nucleotide messenger RNA. Its product is annotated as GTP cyclohydrolase II. Lineage: Eukaryota; Fungi; Ascomycota; Sordariomycetes; Ophiostomatales; Ophiostomataceae. The record is from RefSeq and is a predicted model, not a curated record. The coding region runs from base 1 to 1500 and encodes 499 amino acids. The transcript has 15 exons. Gene Ontology annotation, biological process: riboflavin biosynthetic process. Gene Ontology annotation, molecular function: GTP cyclohydrolase II activity.